AUGAGUCUGCUGAGGCCCAGCGGGCUGAAGGCCCCCACCAAGAUCCUCAAGCAUGGGAGCUGGGCCCUGAAGGCACCCUCGGCCGCGGCUGCUCCCGUUGAGAAGACCGUGCCUGGGGAGAAAACCCCCAGCGCCCCCUCCUCGGAGAUGCAGGAGGAGUUUGUGGGCGACUUCCAGGUCGGGGAACGAGUCUGGGUGAACGGGAACAAGCCUGGAUUCAUCCAGUUCCUCGGGGAGACCCAGUUUGCCCCUGGUCAGUGGGCCGGGAUCGUCUUGGACGAGCCCAUCGGCAAGAACGACGGCUCGGUGGCGGGUGUGCGCUACUUCCAGUGCGAGCCGCUGAAGGGCAUCUUCACCCGGCCGUCCAAGCUGAGUAGGAGCUUGCAGGCCGACGAUGAGACCAACUGCUGGCAGCCAGCGCCUGCUGCCUGUGCCACACCGCCCCUGUCGGCCUCCCCGGCCCCUGCCGGCACCGCGAAGGUGCCCCAGUCCCCCGCGAAGGAGUCACCGGCCACCCCUCACAUCAGCAGCCUGACCAGGACGGCCAGCGAGUCCAUCUCCAACCUCUCUGAGGCUGGCUCCCUCAAGAAAGGGGAGCGGGAGCUGAAGCUCGGGGACCAGGUGCUGGUGGGAGGCAUGGAGGCCGGUGUGGUGCGCUUCCUCGGGGAGACGGACUUCGCCAAGGGGGAUUGGUGCGGCGUAGAGCUGGACAAGCCACUGGGCAAGAACGAUGGUGCCAUGGCCGGAACGAGGUACUUCCAGUGUCAGCCCAAGUAUGGCUUGUUUGCUCCCAUUCACAAAGUCACCAAGAUCGGCUUCCCGUCCACGACGCCGGCCAAGGGCAAGGUGGCCGCCGUGAGGCGUGUGAUGGCCACCACCCCCGCCAGCCUGAAGCGCAGCCCUUCGGCCUCCUCGCUCAGCUCCGUCAGCUCCGGGGCCUCAUUCGAGAGCAGCAGAUCCGGCCGCACGGGACUAUUGCCGGAAACCUCCUCCUGCUACGCGCACAAGAUCUCUGGCACCACCGCCCUCCAGGAGGCGCUGAAGGAGAAGCAGCAGCACAUUGAGAAGCUGCUGGCCGAGCGGGACCUGGAGCGGGCGGAAGUGGCCAAGGCCACGAGCCACAUGGGGGAGAUAGAGCAGGAGCUGGCCCGCCGGUACGGGCACGACCAGCACGUCCUGGAGCUGGAGGCCAAGAACAAUGAGCUGCGGGCCAUGCUGGAAGCGACCGACUGGGAGAAGGUGGAGCUGCUGAACCAGCUGGAGGAGGAGAAGAGGAAAGUGGAAGACCUCCAGUUCCGAGUCGAGGAGGAGUCCAUCACCAAAGGCGACCUGAUGGAAAUUUUGUUUUCCCACCAGAAGGAGGUGAAGUCCCUGCAGGCGGCCUCUGAGAAGCUUGCCAAGGAGAACGAGUGCCUGAGGACCAAGCUGGACCAUGCCAACAAGGAGAAUGCGGACGAGAUCGCCCUGUGCAAGUCCAAGCUGGAGACGGCCAUCGCCCCGCACCAACAGGCCAUGGGCGAGCCGAAGGCAUCCGUGAGCCAGGGCGUGGGCGCCGAGGCGGCCGAGCUGGCCGAGCUCAAGAUGCAGAUCGAGAGGCUACAGUUCGAGUACCAGCAGGAGGUAGAGAGCCUGAAGGCCCAGCAGGCGGCUGAGCGUGCAGCGCACGCCUCCGAGCUGCAGACGCUCAGGUCGCGGCUGUUCAGGACGGCCCAGGAGCAGAAGAACAGCCUGGAGGCCGCACGGGCCAAGCUCGAGCAGAUCGAGGACCAGCACCUGGUGGAGAUGGAGGACGCCCUGAACAAGCUGCAGGAGGCGGAGACGAAGGUAAAGCACCUGGACGGGUUGCGGGCCAUGUGUAGUCAGCAAGCCCAGGCCCUGGCCAAUGCCACGGCACAGCUGGAGGCCACCCAGCAGAAGCUCUUGCAGCUCGAUGGGCUCUGGAAGGCCAGUUCCGAAGGUCAAUUGGGAAUGGAGAAGCUCAGGCAGCAGCUCCAGGUGGCUGAGCGGCAGAUUCAGGAGAAGGUGGACGUGAGCCGCAGCCAGUGCCAGGCUCUACAGGCCGAGCACGCCAAGGCCAGCGUGGAGAUCCAGGGGCAGCACGAGGAGGCGCCGCAGGCCCUGCAGCAGCUGCUGCUGCAGGCGAAGGAGAAGCUGCAGGCGGUGCAGGCGGAGAACGGGAGCCUGCUGCGGGAGGUGGCCGAGCUGAAGACGCAAGCCGACAAGGUGGGGCCCUGGGGAACAGUCCUUGCGUCGGGGCCUCGGGACAACGCACAGUCCUUCUCUUGCAGUGAAGACAGACGUGGCCCCACAAGAGAUUUCCACAUUUUGUUUGUGCCCCGGCGUAGCCUGCUGUGUGAGCAGCGGCUUAAGGACCUGGGCGUCCUGGGCUCCUUCAUCCGUAGGGAGGAGUACAGCCUGGACCUCAUUCCCUUCGACGGGGACCUUCUCUCUAUGGAGUCGGAGGGCGCCUUCAGAGAGUGCUGCCUGGACAGCGACCAGACGGGCCUGUACCACGCGACCAAGGGCCUGAUGAAGCCUGACCUGUACGGGACCAUCCCCUAGAUCUUCGGCAAGGGCGAGUGCGCCAGGCAAGUGGCCAAUAUGAUGAUGAGAAUGAGGAGAGAGUUUACAGAAAGUCAGAAUUCAAUAUUUCCUGUUUUUGAUAACCUCUUGUUGCUUGAUUGAAAUGUGGAUUCAUUAACGCCCCUUGCGACUCAGCUGACAUACGAAGGACUCGUCGAUGAAAUUUAUGGCUACAGAACAGUAACGUCUGAAGACUUCUUUGAUAAGUUAACCGUGGAGCAGGAGUUUAUGUCUGGAAUAGACACUGAUCAGGUCAACAGUUACAUGGAGGACUGCAUCGCCCAGAAGCAUCCACACAUCAAGGUGCUCAGGCUCAUUUGCCUGCAGUCGGUGUGCAACAGUGGGGUCAAGCAGAAGGUUCUGGAUUAUUACAAAAGAGAAAUUCUCCAGACAUACGGCUACGAGCACAUCCUGACGUUACAGAACCUGGAGAAGGCCGGGCUGCUGCGGCCCCAGCAGUGGGGCAGGAACAGCUACCCCACCAUCCGGAAGACCCUGCGCCUCUGGAUGGACGAUGUGAAUGAGCAGAACCCCACGGACAUCGGCUAUGCCUCCCUCAGCAUGCGGCUGGCCCAGCUGCUCUCCUGGCCUGGUUGGCGCAGAAUCGAGGAAUUUCUGCACAUCCUCCCGGGUCCCCACUUCGAGGAGUGGCAGCCGCUGCCCAGCUGCCUGCAGAAGAAACACCGCGCUGGGCCGGGCGCCCCCCGACGAGGGAGAUGCGGAGCCCGAAACCUGAGCCCGACGCCGCCGCUGGACCUGGACCUCGUGCAGCACGCCAGGGACCCCCGCCCGCCCCGCCCCGCUCGAGGGGCCGGGCGCCGAGGCCGCCGUCCAGUCCUGCCGCCACCGCCCCCGCCGCCCGGGCCCCGCGGACAGACGCCUCCGGACUGA
Messenger RNA from Sorex fumeus (smoky shrew), 3474 nucleotides. RefSeq names its product CAP-Gly domain-containing linker protein 1-like. Gene Ontology annotation, cellular component: cytoplasm; microtubule plus-end; nucleus. NCBI's taxonomy places the organism in Eukaryota, Metazoa, Chordata, Mammalia, Eulipotyphla, Soricidae. The record is from RefSeq and is a predicted model, not a curated record. Gene Ontology annotation, molecular function: microtubule plus-end binding. Gene Ontology annotation, biological process: vesicle-mediated transport; positive regulation of microtubule polymerization; cytoplasmic microtubule organization.